AUGAUGUUGCCUACACCAGACACCUCGCAUGUUCCCUACGAGCGGGUCUACGAGCCCGCCGAAGACUCGUUCCUCCUCCUCGACACGCUCUCCUCCCCGACAGAGUGCGCCUUUCUCACCAACCGCUUCGCCCAUCCCGCGCCGCUCAUCGUCGAGAUUGGCACCGGCUCCGGCGUCGUCCUCGGCUUCGUCCACGCCCAGAGCCAGACCAUCUUUGGCAGGCCCGAGAUCCUCACCGCGGGCGUCGACAUGAACGCCUACGCGUGCCGCGCCACCGUCGCCACGGUGCGCAAGGCCGCCGCCGACGAGCGGGCCGCCACCUCGAACCGCAGCGGCACGUAUCUCGGCUCCAGCAUGGCCGACCUGACCUCGUGCUUCCGCCGGGGCGCCGUCGACGUCCUCAUCUUCAACCCGCCGUAUGUGCCCACGUCGGAGAUGCCCGAGCGGCCCGACGCGUUCUCGCCAGAGGUGCCGCGGCCGGCGGCCGCGGACCCGUCAUUUGACGACGACUCGUACCUGCUGGCCCUCUCCUACGCCGGCGGCGCCGACGGCAUGGAGACGACGGACAGGCUGCUUCCGGAUCUGGGGAGGAUUCUGUCGACACGUGGCUGCGCAUAUGUAUUGCUGUGUGCGCAGAACAAGCCGGACCUGGUGAAGAGCAGGGUACCAGAGCAGCUCGGUGAAGGCUGGAAGGCUGAGACAGUAGGGUCGAGCGGCAAAACGGCGGGUUGGGAAAAGCUUCAAGUUGUGAGGAUAUGGAAUGAUGCGAUCGAGUAA
Akanthomyces muscarius is the source of this 777-nucleotide messenger RNA. RefSeq lists its product as uncharacterized. Gene Ontology annotation, molecular function: nucleic acid binding; S-adenosylmethionine-dependent methyltransferase activity; protein methyltransferase activity. Gene Ontology annotation, biological process: methylation. Lineage: Eukaryota; Fungi; Ascomycota; Sordariomycetes; Hypocreales; Cordycipitaceae. The record is from RefSeq and is a predicted model, not a curated record. Gene Ontology annotation, cellular component: eRF1 methyltransferase complex. The transcript has a single exon. The coding region runs from base 1 to 777 and encodes 258 amino acids.